Molecule: messenger RNA, 911 nt
Organism: Arabidopsis lyrata subsp. lyrata
Lineage: Eukaryota; Viridiplantae; Streptophyta; Magnoliopsida; Brassicales; Brassicaceae
Product: S-protein homolog 5
Exons: 1
Coding region: 16-516 (166 amino acids)
Source: RefSeq, a predicted model, not a curated record
CCAAUUUACAUAACCAUGGCUUCCAUUACUAAUUCUCAUUUUAUAUUGUUGUUUCUUAUCUUUUCUACUUUUAUUGUUUUUACGUUAGCAUUAGAUUUAUCAGAUGUUGCAGCAGAAGCACCGGAUGGCUUGUUACCUCUAUCCAAAAAACACGUUGUAAUUCGCAACACUGUAACAAACGGAGAAGUUUUGAAUAUACAUUGCAAAUCCAGUGAGGAUGAUUUGGGGCAUAUUCGUCUUAAACAUGGGCAUACUUGGGGUUUCAGAUUUCGUGUUAACUUUUCAUUAUCUACGUAUUUUCGUUGUCAUUUUUGGUGGAAUUCAGUUCCAGGCGGUCCUAACUAUUAUAGUUAUUGGUUUGAUAUAUUUACUGUAUACAGAGACGAUAACCCAUUAGGAAAGUAUCCAGUUUGCGAAGAAUGCAUUUGGGAGAUGUACGAAUUACGUCAAAACUAUAUUUGUCGUAUAAAUCGUGAUAAAUCAGGGUGGUGUUUCCGCAUGGACAUUGAACCUUAAGAUGAAGAAAAACACAUUAUUGUUCAAUAUAUCUUAUCUAAUAAAUACAAUCAUUUAAAUUGAUUGAAUAAAAUAAUAUCAUUGAGACUAUUCAAGCUCUCUUUACUUGAAGUGUUUAUAUCCACAAAAGCAAAUUAUGCCGUUUUUUUUUGUGCAAAUAGCAAAUUAUGUCGUUUUUUUAAUGAUUCCAUUGCAAACUAAGUUUCUAAAUCUAUGUACCAACUUUUUGGAAUGUCGUUGUCCCAAGUUAUCGGAUCUGAUUUACAGCUACCAUAUGACAAACAAUGUCUAAGAAACGUGAUGAGCGAAUGAAUGCAUCCAAAUUCUCAAAAAAAAAGGACUAGGAAACAACCACAUCUAAUGUCCUGCACUAAAAAACGAUAGUUAUUUAUAAA